CUCUACGAGAUAUUGGGCCGGCCCAACAAUGAAAAAGAUAUGCUCCAGUACGUCUUGUUUGGACUCAGACCUAGAAGCCCAUCGCUCCGUUCGAUUCACUCCGUUGCAAGGAAAUCAACGACGGGAAUUGGAAAUCAGCCUACCGGAAAGUGAGAUGCGGAAGGCGCUGAGAAUCUACGGCGAGGUCCUCAGGCUGGUGAGGCGGCUGCCUAAGGAUACAAGGCCGUACUACGCCAAAUACGCCCGUGAAAACUUCGUCAACUACCGAGAACUGGACGCCAAUGACGACACGUCGCCCGAUGAGCUCUUCCAUCGAGCCUACAAUCACUCCCUCUGGGUCCUCAACAAGUACUCGGUGGAGGAGUCGGCAGCUAACAAGUUGAAGGAGAUUUGUUCCGGGUGAAAGCAGAAUUGAAUUGGCCCGUGCGCGCCAGGUGUUUGUUGUUAUGCCAGAACGAAUAUGCUACUAUGCUUCCUUUCUUUCUUUCAUUUUUUUCUGUAUUUUGCUCCUUCAGCCCAUUUGGGUAUUUGGAUUCGGAGUUGAUUUUGGGAGCUGGAUCAUCAAAAGACGUAGAUGUGGGGAGUAAUGGUGUUCUAUGUUGGUUCAUAAGCUAGAGCAGAGCCUUAAUUCUUCUACCUUCAUUUGAGAGAAGGGUAAUCUAUCUGUUCCGAGGUGCUGAGUUAAAAAACAUUAAGGAGCUUGCACGCCAAUAAAGUCUUCUACCUUCUCUCGUCAUAUUUUGUUCCGGUUGACAAUUGUAGGGAAAAAUUCUUCAGUACAGCAAUGGUGAGGAGAGAAUCGGUUUGCAGCUACUGCUAGCUAGCUGCAGAACUCAGGAAGACAUGUGCACAGUGCAAUGCUUUUGCUAACUGGGUAACUGGUGUCCUGCAAUAGCGAACUGCAGGCAUGAGGACAGACUCUAGUUGAUGCAUAGCUAAUAGCUUAACUCCUCCAAGGAAAAUCAGUAAAAAAAAAAGGAUCUAAAAGUGUCCUCCUUUUUGAAUGCAUGAAAGGAAUUCACCUGCCAUGGCUACAGUCUUCGUUUCCACUCUCGAUGCAUGAGCUGGACGGAGGAGGGUGGAAACAGGCGGCGGAAGGCAGUGGCAGUGUGGGAAGUUGAAACCCAACACACGCAGGCGGUGCAAAUGUCGGGAACAGCGUUUUUUUUUUUUUUUACUUUGACCGACAAUCUUCACUACUUCCCGUCUUCCAAUACGAGGAACAGCUCUUCUCCCCGCGCUUCUCUUCGAUUUUCUCUAAACCUUGCCUAACUAAGCUUAAUUAGUAAUUAGUGUGUCCUGUUUCUAGCAUCCAGUUUGGUUUUAUGGUUAUGUGGUCUAAAGAUAAUCUUGUGAUACAAUUAGGGGAAAUCGCCAAAUUAGUAUGGUAUCGGUAUCUCAAUAUCAAAUACCGAAAUAUUGAAUAAAAUGACACUUUUGGUGGUUGAGAAUCGUGUAGUAGUGAACGAGAGAGUCUAGUUGAGAUGAUAAAAUACACACUAGCUUAUAUUUCGGUAUUGGUCGGUAUUUCGGUAUAUACCGGUCCCAAUCCCGUAAUCCAUAAUAACGAAUUACAAUUGAAAUUCAAUCUCAAUCUCAAUCACAAGAAAUAAUACGUGUAUUCAGUAAUACCAAAUAUAAACAAAUUCAGUACGGUAUUCGGUAUAUCCCAAGAUACCGGUACCAAACUUCCUGCCCUAGAUACUAUACAAGGUAUCCUAGAUACAAUACAAGGUAUAGGCUAUGUAUGUUGUAACUUCAAACUUUAAAUAAAAUGGACUUACAUGAAGUAUUUGUAAAUCAUUUGGAUAGCUUCAAGAGGGUUUUGUAGUGAGAGGAGCGGACUUGUGGUUGUGGCUUCAAUCUUCGUAUCAGUGAAACAAUGUCGCUCUUGAUGAAGAGCUUCUUCACUAGCAUCGUUGUGAGAUUAGCAAAAAUGAUCUCCAGAUCUGCAACAGUCGUUCAAAGAAAAGCUUCAACCUAACCUGCCAUCGUCACCAUCUCUUUGUCUCCCUAUCCCGACCCUCAUUGUCGCUUCCAAUCUCUUCAUCUCUGUUUGCUCGGUGGCGGGUGGGGGAGAGAGAGGAAGGAGAUGAUACCUUUACAAAUUCGAUUUGAUCGAGUAGGGUAGAGUAAAUCCCGAACUAAAUAAAAUACUUGGUAUUAUAAGUAAAAUUCAAUCCAAACCCGCCAGAUUAUACAUGCAUAUACUAUGUUGUGUAUAAAUCAUCAAUUUUUUAUUUCAAUAUACUUAUCAUUCCUAG
Linum trigynum is the source of this 2264-nucleotide messenger RNA. The record is from the annotation of a GenBank genome assembly. NCBI's taxonomy places the organism in Eukaryota, Viridiplantae, Streptophyta, Magnoliopsida, Malpighiales, Linaceae.